AUGAGUGUCACAAAUCCGCCCUCUUCCGGUUCUCUUUCACGAACCAGAGUCGGGAACUUGAAACGGAGUCUCCAGACUACUGUCGAUGGAUUCUAUUCUCGUGGUAACUUUUUCCCUUUGAUUAUUUGUUUAUGCGGUACUAUGUUUUCAUCUACAAUUGGCUCGGUCGAAAGGCUGUCAUUUUGCUCUUUUUCCGCCAUCCGAUAUCUCAGAGAAUAUUCGCUAAUUGAAGUGUCAGAGGCUAUUGACUCGAGGAGACCUGGUGGGUAUACCAGCAAGAUCCGAGUCCGAGAUCGAUAUCACAUCGUUGGCUUUAUCAGCAGCGGUACCUAUGGUCGAGUCUACAAGGCCGUUGGCAAAAAUGGCAAAAAAGGGGAGUUUGCGAUCAAAAAAUUCAAGCCCGACAAGGAAGGCGAGACAAUCCAAUACACGGGCCUGUCACAAUCCGCCAUUCGCGAAAUGGCAUUGUGCACAGAACUCUCGCACGCAAAUGUCGUCCAGCUAGAAGAAAUCAUCUUGGAAGACAAAUGUAUCUUCAUGGUCUUCGAAUAUACAGAGCAUGACCUCCUUCAAAUAAUCCACCACCACACCCAGCCCCAACGCCAUGCCAUUCCAGCGCCAAUGGUCCGCUCAAUUCUUUUCCAGCUUUUAAACGGACUUCUCUAUCUGCACACAAACUGGGUUCUCCACCGCGAUCUAAAACCAGCCAACAUUCUCGUCACAUCAAGUGGUGCAAUCCGUAUCGGCGACUUAGGUCUAGCGCGUCUUUUCUACAAACCCCUCAACUCGCUCUUCUCGGGUGACAAAGUCGUCGUCACGAUCUGGUACCGAGCCCCAGAACUCCUCAUGGGAAGUCGCCACUACACCCCCGCCGUGGACAUGUGGGCGGUAGGCUGUAUUUUCGCCGAACUGCUCUCUCUGCGGCCGAUUUUUAAAGGCGAAGAAGCCAAAAUGGAUAGCAAGAAGACUGUUCCAUUCCAGCGAAAUCAGAUGAUGAAAAUUGUCGAAAUCCUCGGUCUGCCCAAGAAAGAAAAUUGGCCUGGUCUUACGUCUAUGCCGGAAUAUUCACAGCUUCAAUCACUAGUUCAGCAUAGACAGCCUGCACAUUUCCAUCGCGGAUCCAAUCUGGAGGGUUGGUAUCAAAGCUGCUUAAAGAAUGGUGGCUACUCUUCUACGUCUGCUGCUGGAACGCCUGGGACGGAUGGGUUUGAUCUGCUGUCUCGGAUGCUGGAUUAUGAUCCUACGAGACGCAUUACUGCCGAGCAGGCUCUUGAACAUCCGUAUUUUACCAAUGCGGGUCCUGUUAGUGGGAAUUGUUUCGAGGGUAUUGAUGGUAAAUACCCACAUCGGCGCGUUACUCAAGAUGACAAUGACAUUCGGUCUGGCAGUCUGCCUGGUACGAAAAGGAGCGGACUACCGGAUGAUUCGUUAAUGAGGGCUUCAAAACGGCUCAAGGAAUGA
Penicillium soppii is the source of this 1461-nucleotide messenger RNA. It is a transcript of the gene ssn3, whose product is annotated as cyclin-dependent serine/threonine protein kinase SSN3. Gene Ontology annotation, molecular function: RNA polymerase II CTD heptapeptide repeat kinase activity; ATP binding; cyclin-dependent protein serine/threonine kinase activity. Lineage: Eukaryota; Fungi; Ascomycota; Eurotiomycetes; Eurotiales; Aspergillaceae. Gene Ontology annotation, biological process: protein phosphorylation. The transcript has 3 exons. Bases 1 to 1461 code for a protein of 486 amino acids. Gene Ontology annotation, cellular component: nucleus; mediator complex. The record is from RefSeq and is a predicted model, not a curated record.